AUGGCAGACGUAGACAUGGCGGAUGCGCCAAUAGCGCCGGCCAAGACCAAGACUUCCAAAGCCGCCGCCGAAGGCUCGACGGACGGAAAGAAGAAAUUCGAGGUGAAGAAGUGGAAUGCUGUUGCGCUGUGGGCGUGGGACAUUGUUGUCGACAACUGCGCCAUUUGCCGAAAUCACAUCAUGGACCUGUGUAUUGAGUGUCAAGCCAACCAGGCGUCCGCAACAAGCGAGGAGUGCACCGUCGCCUGGGGUAUCUGCAACCACGCUUUCCACUUCCACUGCAUCUCGCGCUGGCUCAAGACUCGCCAAGUGUGCCCCCUCGACAACCGCGACUGGGAGUUCCAGAAAUACGGUCGAUAG
Coniosporium apollinis CBS 100218 is the source of this 360-nucleotide messenger RNA. Its product is annotated as E3 ubiquitin-protein ligase RBX1. Gene Ontology annotation, biological process: protein ubiquitination; ubiquitin-dependent protein catabolic process. Gene Ontology annotation, cellular component: cullin-RING ubiquitin ligase complex; nucleus. The transcript is spliced from 4 exons. Gene Ontology annotation, molecular function: zinc ion binding; cullin family protein binding; ubiquitin protein ligase activity. The coding region runs from base 1 to 360 and encodes 119 amino acids. NCBI's taxonomy places the organism in Eukaryota, Fungi, Ascomycota, Dothideomycetes. The record is from RefSeq and is a predicted model, not a curated record.